CCCCUGGACUUCCGUAAACACCAGCGUGGAAAGGCUGCUCAGAUCUUUCCUCUUAUCAGUUUAUAAUAUCUCACUGAAGUGAUAUCUGCAUUAAUACGGUUCUGUUCACAUCAUCAUCACCAUCAGCGGUCAUGUCCUCCGGUUCUCUCCUGCUGGUUCUGCUGGUUCUGGGCUGCCUUCAGUCCUUCACAGCGGCCCAGCGUGCAAACCCACCAGAAUCAUGCUGUUUCAACUUCCAGAGGAAUAUAAUCCCUUUACGAAUGAUUAAAGGGUAUAAAGAAACUCGGCUUGACUGUACAAAAGCUGGAAUCAUGUUUAUCCUAAACAAUGGUAUUCGUGUGUGUACAGACCCUGGAGAUCUGUGGGUGAAGAAUCACAUGAAGAAAAUUGACCUGCGCUUUUUUGCAGACCCGAUCCAACAUCAAAAGAAAUGUUAAAUCCUCUCUCUGUUAAUAACAAGUUAAUUUUUUUUUAACAAAAUGUACUUUUUUACAUUUCAUUUGCUGUAUUUGGACAGGAGGAAUAAAUCUUUUUAAAAUAAUUAUUAUGAAUCAUAUUUAAUCAUAAACUCUUGACUGAAGCAGUCUAGCAUUAUUUAUCUCUGUUAAUCUAUGGCUUGUGGUCAUGAAGUCGUUUUAUCUUAUAUACAUUAAAGGACUUUUAAGUACACAGUAUUGCUUUGUUUUUGUUUUUUAAAGGAAAUUGGUUAUGUUAAAACUCAUUGAAAUGUCACAUUUUUGACAGCAACAAUUAGAAAAGUUCCCAAUAAUUAUAUAAAUGAAAUAAGUAAAAUAUUAUGUUCACUGGUUUGUAACAUGACUGGUGAGGGGGGUACAAUGGCUUAGCGAUUAGGGUUGGGGGUUCGAAUCCCACCUCUACCCUCUAGAUAAUUUUCUAUAACAGCAGCUCUGACAGUAGUGCAGCUGCAAAUCACAGCUGUAUAUUAAUGCCUUUAUUGAAAUAUGUUAUCAUUUCUAUAGUAACAGCUCAUUCACAGAGACUCGUACAGUGUUUCUAUAGCAUCUGUUUAUAGCUGCUAUAGCAUGAGAACAGGAAUGAAGUUCCAUCCAUCCAUCCAUCCAUCCA
This is a messenger RNA of Ictalurus furcatus (blue catfish), 1086 nucleotides long. Its product is annotated as C-C motif chemokine 4 homolog. Gene Ontology annotation, molecular function: CCR chemokine receptor binding; chemokine activity. NCBI's taxonomy places the organism in Eukaryota, Metazoa, Chordata, Actinopteri, Siluriformes, Ictaluridae. The record is from RefSeq and is a predicted model, not a curated record. Bases 132 to 437 code for a protein of 101 amino acids. The transcript is spliced from 3 exons. Gene Ontology annotation, cellular component: extracellular region. Gene Ontology annotation, biological process: cellular response to type II interferon; G protein-coupled receptor signaling pathway; monocyte chemotaxis.